AUGGUCGUACAUAUCUUAGGUAAAGCAUUUAAGGGUAAGGAAGUCCUUAGAAUUGCACUGGCAUCAAAGUUUUAUGGGAUUGGUGAAAAGACUGCUACUACAGUAUGUUCGAAGCUGGGAUUUUAUCCAUGGAUGAGAAUGCAUCAGUUAUCAGAAGCUCAAAUAAUGAAUAUUGCGAGUGAAUUAUCAACGAUAACAAUAGAAGAUGAAGCUCGGGCAGUGGUAAAGAGGAAUAUUGCUUUAAAGAAGAGUAUUGGUACUUAUGAAGGUUUAAGACAUGUUCUUCAUUUACCUGUUAGAGGUCAACACACUAGAAAUAACGCAAGAACGGCUAGAAAAUUGAAUAAGUUGGAUAGAAAAGGUUAA
Molecule: messenger RNA, 366 nt
Organism: Maudiozyma saulgeensis
Lineage: Eukaryota; Fungi; Ascomycota; Saccharomycetes; Saccharomycetales; Saccharomycetaceae
Source: the annotation of a GenBank genome assembly